CAACAGAGCUAUCCAAGAUGGCAGCGCCCGUCAUACAAACAUGCCAUGUCGCAUGCUGUGCAAAUCGAACUCCUAAGGUCGUAUCUUGGAGCAAAAGAGGCCUGAUUGCUUUCGGGACAUGCCAUUCUGUGGUUCUGUAUGAUCCUCAGGAGAGAACCACAUUUGCCAUUCUGAACGGACACACUGCUCGGGUGAAUGCUGUCCAGUGGGUACACAGACCAGACUGUGGUCCCGAAACAGAGUUGGUGUCAGGAGGGUCUGAUAAUAGCGUCAUUGUCUGGACGAACGUGGACGGCCAGAAUCCAUCCUCAGUGAAGUGUGUUGGACACACUGGGCCAGUGUGUGCUGUGGAUGCUGUUCCCCUGGACUCCUCCCAGCUGCUUGUUGCAUCUGCAGCAUCUGACUCCACAGUGAAGCUAUGGCUCAGAGGUGGCAAUGGGAAAGCGGAAUGCCUGCAGACGCUGUCUUUUGGGAGUGGCUUCAUGAUGGAUGUCUCCUUGGCACUGUUGCCAGGCAGCGGAGUACCCAUUCUGGCCUGUGGGGGAGAUGACAGCAAGGUUCACAUCUAUGUGCGGCAUAGUGAUCAGUUCCAGAGGGUGUUGUCUCUCCAAGGUCAUGAGGACUGGAUCCGUGGCGUGGAAUGGGCAGCCAGAGAUGGGGAGCUCCUGCUGGCCAGCUGUGCUCAGGACUGCAUGAUCCGCCUUUGGAAGCUCUUCGCCAAGGCCCCGCCCGAGGAGCUUGACCAGGAGGCAGGCCAGGGGGAACCUGUCCUCCGGCUCAAAGAGAACAUCUUUGAAGUGGCAGAGAAUGGCACUUCCUCAGUCUUUGCCAUGUCUCUGGAGACGGUGUUGGCUGGCCAUGAAAACUGGGUCUAUGGUGUGCACUGGCACCCGUCACACAUCAAAGAUGGGAAAGUCCAACAGCCGCUCAGCCUGCUCUCAGCAUCCAUGGACAAGACCAUGAUCCUUUGGGGCCCGGAGGAGGACUCGGGCGUGUGGGUAGAGCAGGUGCGGGUCGGCGAGGUCGGGGGGAACACCCUGGGCUUCUACGGCUGCCAGAUGAGUCCUGAUGGGUCCAUGAUUCUGGCACACGCCUUCCAUGGAGCGCUCCACCUGUGGCAUCGAAACCACAGCCAGGAGGGCUUGUGGAGUCCAGCUGUGGUCAUCUCGGGCCACUUUAACUCGGUGCAGGACCUGAGCUGGGAGCCGGAGGGGGAGUUUGUGCUGAGCGUAGGCUCUGACCAGACCACCCGACUCUUCACACCCUGGAGGAGGAAGGGCUGCACCCAGCCCACCUGGCAUGAGAUCUGCAGGCCGCAGAUCCACGGCUACGACAUGCAGUGUCUGACCCCCGUGGGCCGCUUCCAGUUCGUCACAGGUGCCGACGAGAAGGUGCUGCGCGUCUUCCACGCCCCCCGCAACUUCGUGGAGAACUUUGCCAACAUCUCCGCCACCUCUCUAGACCAGCUGCUGGCCUCCAACGACACCAUCGACUUACCUGAGGGGGCCAGCACACCUGCCCUAGGCCUGUCAAAUAAAGCUGUCUUUCAAGGUGACCUGAUAUCUCAGACGGGGAAACAGGGAGAUGGGGAUUACAGCAGUGUAUCAGACCAAUAUAAAGAGACUCACUUCCAGCCCCUCACUCUCACUGCACCUCCGCCCGAGGACCACCUUCUGCAGAACACUCUAUGGCCAGAGGUCCAGAAAUUGUACGGCCACGGCUUCGAGCUCUUCUGUCUGGCGUCGGACGCGGCAAGGACACUCGUCGCUUCUGCCUGCAAGGCCUCUAAAGUGAACCGCGCCAUCCUGCUCUGGAGCACCUCCUGCUGGCGGCAGCUGCAGUCUCUGCCGUGCCACAGCCUCACCGUCACGCAGAUGGCCUUCUCCCCCGACUCCCGCCUCCUGCUCGCCGUCUCGCGCGACCGCACCUGGUCGCUAUGGAGACGCGAGGACCAGGACCCCACCUCUGCCCCCGACAGCACAGAGCCACAUUUUUCUCUGUAUGCUCACACAAGUAAGAAUACGGCAGUACACACACGCAUCAUCUGGUCGUGUGACUGGAGCUUUGACAACAAGUACUUUGUCACAUCAAGUCGGGACAAGAAGGUGAUAGUGUGGGGUCAUGCUGCUUCAGGUGACCCUGUAGCUCAGGGCACUGAGCCCAUCAUGCCCUGUUCCUCUGUGCUUGACGUGGGCGACUCGGCCACCGCUGUGGCCUUCUGCCCCUCCUGCCCUGACAACAGCUACCUGCUGGCGGUGGGCCUAGAGAUUGGUCAGAUCCUGCUCUUUAAGUGGAGUCCAGGAGCGGAGGAGUUGUCCACAGGAGGGGACUGGAGCAAGUGCGGCAAGACGAACGCCUCCCAGAGUCACACGCUGCCAGUGAAGCGUCUGCGCUGGAGGCCGCGGGCCGGCCGGGCGGGCAGCAGCAGCAGGGGGAGGAAGAGCGGGAGGAGGAGGAGGAGGGAGGAGGAGGCCGCCUGGGUACAGCUGGCCAGCGCUGGAGACGACCACGCUGUCAAAAUCUUCAAUGUUAACCGACGGGCUCUGGAGCAGCAGGCUACAGGCGGUGACUGAGAUACGCAGUUGAACUUACACACACUCACACAUACAAACACACACACACACACACACACACACACACACACACAUCUCUCUCUAGUCUAGUCUCUAUGUCUCUUCCUCACACACAUUCAUUCACUUUCAUCUUCUCUGUCUGCACAUUCUCGAUCCUUCUUUCUGUCUUUUUCAUUCCUAUUCAUACACACACACACACACACACACACAAAUCUGUUUUUGUCCCACACACAUACACAAUCCCCACAAAUAGUCUCCCUUUCUCUCCGAGACGCUCACAAACCCGUUUCUUGUCUUUCUGCAUCUCCAUCUCUCUCUCUCUCACACACACACACACACACACACACACACACACACACACACAAUCCACACUGCUGCUGCUGCUGCUUCUGCUGAACCAGCACGUUCCAGUCCUGGCAUCAGUACACCCCCCACUCUUGCCCCCCUCCCCAGAUGUCACACUGCCAGCACUCAGCAGUUAGCUUCCAGCACCCUCCCCUCCAAUGCACCUCAAUGCUAUUGCGCUAACCGCUAACGCAGCCUGACGCCUCCUGUCUGCUCCCAGUCACCAGUAUAACAUUACCCCCCCUGUUUGGGACAUGACACUCAGAUGACAGAACUGCAAGUAGUGCACACACUGGACUGUGUAGAUUAGAGUGUGUGUGUGUGUGUACACACGGCUCAACAAAACUGUAAUGGCCUUUCCACGAAAAAUCUUUUUCCUGGAAAUCCAGUUUGGAAGGGGGGUGGGGUGGUUGGGUUUGAUGACACCAAAAAAGACUUUUGCCAUAAAUCUGCCAUCCCCAUCUACACCCGAGAUGGAGGACAGCGAGUGCACAACAAAUGCAUCAAGUACUGUAGGGCCGCGAGCUGACUGUCUAGGCAUUCUGAGUACCAUUACAAUCCACUUUCCCCCGAAGCCUUUUCCGUUGCCUGUUUCCAAACAGCUUUAUAAUCCCAACAAGCUUCAAGCAAACACCAGAGUACUUUCUGUAAAUGUAGCAUGUUCUACUUGUAUAUAAAGCUCUUGUUAGGAGUGUUGUUUUAAUAUUGUAAUAAUAAAUGGCAUUUUCUA
Molecule: messenger RNA, 3648 nt
Organism: Alosa alosa (allis shad)
Lineage: Eukaryota; Metazoa; Chordata; Actinopteri; Clupeiformes; Clupeidae
Gene: elp2
Product: elongator acetyltransferase complex subunit 2
Biological process (GO): tRNA wobble uridine modification
Cellular component (GO): elongator holoenzyme complex
Molecular function (GO): protein binding
Source: RefSeq, a predicted model, not a curated record